Seminavis robusta is the source of this 1071-nucleotide messenger RNA. The record is from the annotation of a GenBank genome assembly. Lineage: Eukaryota; Bacillariophyta; Bacillariophyceae; Naviculales; Naviculaceae.
AUGAGUCUCCAGGAAAGUCUGCACAAUCUGCACGACCCUAGUCCGGCCAGCAUUUUUGGGAGGAGACUUCGACUUGCAAAGAUGAGGACAGACCACUUCAAGCCAAAACCAUUGCUUCCUUUCCUUGGACCUGCCGAUGAUGCCGACUCUGACCUUGACCUUGAAAAGCUUUUUGCCGCCGGUGCAUUGGCUGAUGUAUUCUCGUGGGCCCGCGUGAGCGAGGAAUCCGAUCCUGUUAAGCAGCUACCAGACCAUCAACGGCCAUCCUUCGCGCACAAGAUGGAUGGCAAUGGAAACAUGUCAGUCAGCAAGAAACUUGAGAAGGGUAACGAGGCCCAAGAAACACGUCUUCGCAGCCCUCAGAGACUCAGAUUGCGUCGCAAGGUUUCUUCAAGGGUUGGCCGCGCAACAAGGAAGGACUCUGAUGCACCCCUGCGUCGCGCUCGCUCUACUGACGUCGGGACCAAGCGCCAUGGUACCCCCACUCGCCGUGCUCAUACAGUCGAGGUGGCGGUAAGGAAGCACUCUCCUGUUCGCCACAAUUCAAACAAUGCACCGAGAAUGCGCCGAACUCGCUCUGCUGAUGUUGAGACUAAGCGCCAUCGAGCCCCCCUUCGCCGCGCUCAUACCGAUGAGACGGCGGUAAGGAAGCACUCUCCUGUUCGUCCAAACCAGGUGAAUGGAGAAGCGGAUGCACCCCUGCGUCGCACUCGCACUUGCACUCGCUCUUCCGACAUUGGGACCAAGCGCCAUAGUUCCCCCACUCGAUGUGCUCAUACAGCCGAGAUGGUGGUAAGGAAGCACUCUCAUCUUCACCAUAUUCCAAACAAUGCACCGAGAAUGUGCCGAACUCGCUCUGCUGAUGUUGGGACCAAGCACCAUCGUGCCCCCCUUCGCCGUGCUCAUACCGAUGAGAUGGUGGCAAGCAAAAAGCCUGCAACUCGGCGUCAUCAAAGUCCAGUGAAGACAGACACGGCCCAACCUCAACGUUCUCGGCCUUCUUCGUCGGGACGGUCUCCCAGGAGAUGUCGCCGAUCAAACACUGACGAAGACAGCGCCACUGCCAAGUAG